Messenger RNA from Asterias rubens (European starfish), 954 nucleotides. Its product is annotated as secretory phospholipase A2 receptor-like. The record is from RefSeq and is a predicted model, not a curated record. The transcript has 2 exons. Lineage: Eukaryota; Metazoa; Echinodermata; Asteroidea; Forcipulatida; Asteriidae.
AUGCGUAUAGGUCAAGUGUUGAGUCUCGUUCUUGUCGUUCACUGUGGCCGUCUACUGGCCAAAAUCUGCCCUCUUGACUGGCACCGAAACGGCGAGUCAUGUUACUUCAUUAUAAAGGACAAGAUGGAUUGGUACCACGCAAAUCGCACUUGUGCCAAGUCACGAGGAAACCUGCUCAUCCCAAACUCAAAAUCCGAACAGGAUUACAUAUGGGAACUAUUCCUGAAAGGGUUUGAUCAGACACCAGACGCUAGUCUCUGGAUUGGUUGUAAUGACAUCGAGGAGGAGGGAAAUUGGCAGCACUGUCCGUUGAAGGGUGAGACCAACGCCUAUGAGAAUUGGGCUGAAGAGGAACCUAAUAAUAACAACUAUGAAGCAGAUUGUUGAUCGCUUUGGGUUGCUAGGAAUGGUAAAUGGGAUGAUUACCCGUGCAAUGCAGAACGCUACGCAGUUUUUUUCCUUCUCAGUGUUUGGACUUGCCGACUUGUGGCCGAGAUCUGCCCUUCUGAUUGGCACAGAUUUGGCAAGUCAUGUUACCUCAUGAUAAAGGACAACAUGGAUUGGUACCAAGCAAAUCGCACUUGUGCCAAGUCAAGAGCAAACCUGUUCGUCCCAGACUUACAAUCCGAACAGGAUUACAUAUGGGAACUAUUCCUUGCAGAGUUUAAUCCGACAGCAGACACCUUUCUCUGGAUUGGUUGUAAUGACAUCGAGGAGGAGGGAAACUGGCAGCACUGUCCGUUGAAGGGUGAGACUAACGCUUAUAAGAACUGGAAAUAUGGAGAACCAAAUAACGCGGGAAAUGAAGAUUGUGGCAACCAAUACAUGAAAAAUAAUGGUCAAUGGAGCGAUGUGGAAUGCGAUAGAAAGGGCUUUGCUAUCUGCGAGCUCCACGUCAUCGACAACCGGGUACUCUGCCUGCAGACCGGCAAUGAUGGCCGCCUCCUUUACUAA